Fusarium coffeatum is the source of this 297-nucleotide messenger RNA. RefSeq lists its product as uncharacterized. NCBI's taxonomy places the organism in Eukaryota, Fungi, Ascomycota, Sordariomycetes, Hypocreales, Nectriaceae. The transcript has 2 exons. The record is from RefSeq and is a predicted model, not a curated record. Bases 1 to 297 code for a protein of 98 amino acids.
AUGUCCGACCUUGAGAACGCCCCUUCUGCCUCCUUCGAGGAGAACUCCUACGUAUCUCGCCCUGGUGAGAAGGACCAGCCCAUUGCUGUCCAGGCCGACUCCGACCGAGUUGAGGACCCCAUCGACGCCGAGCAGGCUGACACUGAUGCUCAGCUUGAGCGCGAUGAGAAGGAUGCCAUUGAUAAGAGCAACAUCAUCGAAGAGCGCACUCGAGGUGCUGCCCAGCCCGGCGGCACAUACCAGGAGCCUGGAGACGAGGAGGGUCUUCCCGCUGAUGACGGCACAAGCUCCGUCUAA